UCGCGCAGCAGCAAGAGUGAGCGUUCCUCCGCCGCCUUACACUCGCGUGCGUCUUCAGGCUGGCGUGGUGGCGUUGCGGUGUUUGUUUUUGAAGCCCCGCACGCAUGUGGAGGUGUGCCUCUCUGUCCGAGCAGAGUGUUGCGGCUGGCGGCUUGUGUUCUGUAGGAGCAGCAGCCUUUGGACACGUGUGGCAUCACAGCGGUAGUUAACCAAGUCAAGUCAACAUGUCGGAGCUCCAGGAGGCGAAGAAGAGGAGCAAAAAGCGCUAUGGCGGGCUGAGGCAUAAAAGGUUUAAGGGCUCUCGCGAGCUGGAAGUGGGCAUGCAAGGUAUCCUUAUCACGUGCAACAUGAACGAGCGCAAGUGCACAUCCGAAGCCUACAGCCUGCUGAACGAGUACGCGGACGAGCUGUUCGGCCCCGAGGACCUUGCAGACACUGAAGAGAGCCCCAGUGAGGAAGAGGAGGAUGACGUGGAGGCUGCCCUGAAGAAGGAGGUGACGCAGAUCAAAUCGUCCACCCACCAGCGCCGCUUUAUGGCGCUGGAUAGUGGCGCCAAUAACGUCGUCUUCAUACACACGCACAACAUUGACCCAGAGAAGCUGGUCCACCACAUCCUGCAGGACCUGCGUGAGACAAAGAAGAAGAAGUCUCGUGUGAUCAUGCGCAUGUUGCCUGUGUGUGGAACAUGCAGGGCCUUCCCUGACGACAUGGAGAAGUUCAUGAGCUCGUUCCUAGAGCCAUGGUUCAAAUCACCUCAGCAGGCCUCCUACCAGAUCAGCUUCAAGUCUCGCAACAACAGUCACAGCAACAGAGAUGAUGUCAUCAAGGCGCUGGCUGGGUUAGUAGGUAAGAUGAACCCCAAGAACAAGGUGGACCUGACCAAUCCAGAGCUGACCAUCAUUGUGGAGAUUAUAAAGACCGUGUGCUGCGUCAGUGUCGUGCGGGACUACAUGCUCUUCAGGAAAUACAACCUGCAGGAAGUCACCAAGGGCUCACCCAAUCAGGAGCAAGGCCAACAGGAAGUUGUGAAGUGCGAGACCAAUGUGACAGCACAGCAGAAUCUGACAGAGAGCGGACGGAGUCAGGGAGGCUCUGAUGGGGAGAAAAGAGGAAGCGCGGAGGCGACCACUGUUGCCCACGACAAUGGGAGUAAAGAGGUGGAGCAAGAGUGAUGGACAGGUCUGAAAGUGUGUUGUCCUGUCCCCCAUAGCCUCCCAACACCUGCAGAUUGUAGGGGGUGGGGCAAGGCAGUACAGGGAUCAGGAACAGAACUUGUGAACACACACACCUUACAGAGUACUCUGUAUGUGUUUUUAUGUCAUUCGGAUCAAGUCCUGCUUGAAAUGGAUUUUAGGGUGAUCUCGCCACUAAUCCUGUAAUGUAUACUAAAAAGAGACUUGAAAGCGAACAGUAUGGUUUAGGUUUUUAUGUCAGGAAAGUUAGUUUGGUUUUGAAUAAAUUUCUGUUAGGAGUGUGUGUAGCGUUUAGUUUAUUAUUACUGAAAGAGCCUCCCAUGCUACUGUUUGAUUUUGUUAUACAUGCAGUGGCCCCUUGUGCGGAAGGGCUGUUUUCAUUUCUUUUACUGCAUCAGUUUUAAUUCUUAUUUUUAAAAGAAAAUCUUUUGUAAAAUAGUUGGAUUACGAUUAUGAUGUUGGCAGUGAAGUCCUUUCCUCCCUUCAUCCAAAAUAAACAUGCUGCCAUGUCCAGUCUUA
Electrophorus electricus (electric eel) is the source of this 1712-nucleotide messenger RNA. RefSeq names its product THUMP domain containing 1 (gene thumpd1). Gene Ontology annotation, biological process: tRNA modification. NCBI's taxonomy places the organism in Eukaryota, Metazoa, Chordata, Actinopteri, Gymnotiformes, Gymnotidae. The record is from RefSeq and is a predicted model, not a curated record. Gene Ontology annotation, molecular function: RNA binding.